Messenger RNA from Drosophila montana, 971 nucleotides. It is a transcript of the gene Iyd, whose product is annotated as Iodotyrosine deiodinase. NCBI's taxonomy places the organism in Eukaryota, Metazoa, Arthropoda, Insecta, Diptera, Drosophilidae. Gene Ontology annotation, cellular component: plasma membrane. The coding region runs from base 1 to 912 and encodes 303 amino acids. The record is from RefSeq and is a predicted model, not a curated record. Gene Ontology annotation, molecular function: oxidoreductase activity. The transcript is spliced from 2 exons.
AUGUGCUUCGUAGCUUAUCGCUCGACAGUCUUCCCGCAGCUGCAGUCCAAGAUGGAAGCACUUCUAAGCAGCUGCAAGCUGUUCAAGCAUUGGCCGAGCAUUCUGCUUGGUUUACUCGUCGCGUUGGCCAUUAAAUACAUCAAGACCUAUCGAAAGCGACGAUUAAGGACUUCGAGCUGGGAACAGUUGGAGGGGACAGAGAAUGUUGCAGUUGAAUUCACGCUGGCUGAUUCUGCCAUUCAGCCCGCCUUGGAGGAGAAGCCACAUGUGCCAUUUGUACCUGGCCAUAAUCUUAAUCCCAAUGGCGGCAGGCGUUUCUAUGAGCUGAUGCGUGGUCGUCGCAGUGUACGUGCAUUUAACGCCAACAUUAAGCCACCAAUAGAUGUCGUAGAGGACUGUAUACGCGCUGCAGGCACUGCGCCCAGCGGCGCACACACCGAGCCUUGGACGUUUUGUGUGGUCGAACAGUUGGCAGUGAAGCAAUCUGUGCGCGAGAUCGUGGAGCACGAGGAGCAGAUAAACUAUAGCACACGCAUGCAUGCACAGUGGGUGACGGAUCUGCGACCCUUGCAUACGAAUGCAGUCAAGCCAUAUCUCACUGAUGCGCCCUAUCUAAUUCUAAUCUUUAAACAAACGCACGGUACCACAACAGAUGGACGCAAGAAGCUGCAUUACUAUAAUGAAAUUUCAACGUCCAUUGCUGCCGGGAUACUACUGUGCGCUCUUCAAGCAGCUGGACUUUGCUCGCUAGUCACAACUCCCCUUAAUUGUGGGCCUGCUUUGAGGCGUUUGCUCGAAAGGCCAACGAAUGAGAAGCUGUUAAUUUUGCUUGCUGUUGGUUAUGCGGAAGACAAUUGCAAGGUACCAGACUUGGAACGCAAAGGACUGCAAAGCAUUAUGGUUAAAUAUUAAAUUGUUCAUGCCAGAUAUCUCAAAAAAUCACAGUAAACAAAUUUGAAUCUGUUUCAGUA